Molecule: messenger RNA, 2171 nt
Organism: Pteronotus mesoamericanus
Lineage: Eukaryota; Metazoa; Chordata; Mammalia; Chiroptera; Mormoopidae
Gene: RASGEF1C
Product: RasGEF domain family member 1C
Exons: 14
Coding region: 78-1553 (491 amino acids)
Biological process (GO): Ras protein signal transduction; positive regulation of GTPase activity
Cellular component (GO): plasma membrane
Molecular function (GO): guanyl-nucleotide exchange factor activity
Source: RefSeq, a predicted model, not a curated record
ACAGCAUAGCUGGGUCCUCUGCUCGGAGUCUCGCAGCCUGAGCCUGGCACUCCGCCUGCGUCUUGGGGACCCCUUCCAUGCUCAUGGGGACGGUGGAGGAGCUCGCAGCGGCCUCGUUCUUCAAGGACACCCAGAGAUCCUCUCUUGCAGGCAUGCCCUGGACGCUGAGUGCCUCCGACAUGGUCACCCCGGGCAGCCCCGGCCCGCCCCCCACGGAGCCCACGGACAGCCGGCCGGCCGAGCAGCCCCUUCUGGGUGGCGCUCCGUCCUCAGCCUCCCUGGACACCCUGAUCCAGCACCUGGUGCCCACAGCCGACUACUACCCCGAGAAAGCCUACAUCUUCACCUUUCUGCUGAGCUCCCGCCUCUUCAUCGAGCCCCGGGAGCUCCUGGCCCGGGUCUGCCGCCUGUGCAUCGAGCAGCAGCAGCUGGACAAGCCGGUGCUGGACAAGGCCCGGGUCCGGAAAUUUGGCCCCAAACUGCUCCAGUUGUUGGCCGAGUGGACGGAGACCUUCCCACGCGACUUCCAGGAGGAGUCGGCCAUCGGGCCCGUGAAGGACGUGGUGGGCCGCAUCGCCCCGUGUGACGAGGCCUACAGAAGGAGGCUGCACCAGCUCUUGCAGGCUCUGCACCAGAAGCUGGCGGCCCUGGGCCAGGCGCCGGACAGCCUACUGGGCGCCGACAAGCCCGUCUCCUACAGGACCAAGCCACCGGCCUCCAUCCACAAGGAGCUCCUCAGCGUCUGCAGCGACCCCUACGUGUUGGCCCAACAGCUGACCCACGUGGAGCUGGCGCGGCUGCGACACAUCGGGCCUGAGGAGUUUGUCCAGGCUUUCGUGAACAAGGACCCUCUGGCCAGCACAAAGCCCUGUUUCAGUGACAAGACCAAGAACCUGGAGGCCUACGUGAAGUGGUUCAACAGGCUGUGCUACCUCGUGGCCACCGAGAUCUGCAUGCCAUCCAAGAAGAAGCGGAGAGCCCAGGUGAUCGAGUUCCUCAUCGACGUGGCCCGCGAGUGCUUCAACAUCGGCAACUUCAACUCCCUCAUGGCCAUCGUCUCCGGCAUGAGCAUGAGCCCGGUCUCCAGGCUGAAGAAGACCUGGGCCAAGGUGAAGACAGCCAAGUUUUUCAUCCUGGAGCACCAGAUGGAUCCGACAGGAAAUUUCUGCAACUACAGGACAGCCCUGCGCGGGGCCGCCCACCGCUCCCUGACCGCUCACAGCAGCCGGGAGAAGAUCGUCAUCCCCUUCUUCAGCCUGCUCAUCAAAGACAUCUACUUCCUGAACGAGGGCUGUGCCAACCGCCUCCCCAACGGGCACAUCAACUUCGAGAAAUUUCUGGAGCUGGCCAAGCAGGUCGGAGAGUUCAUCACAUGGAAACAGGUGGAGUGUCCCUUCGAGCAGGACCCCGGCAUCACUCACUACCUGUGCACUGCCCCCGUCUUCAGCGAGGACGGUCUUUAUUUGGCUUCUUAUGAAAGUGAGAGUCCAGAGAAUCACACGGAAAAAGAGAGGUGGAAAUCUCUCAGGUCUUCUAUUUUGGGGAAGACGUGAGGAUCAGGGAGCUGGAGGAGGAGGAGGAGGAGGAGGAGGAGGAGAGGAAGCCCGCAGAAGCCCUCUGCAGCCCUGACUCGGCUGGCCCAGAGGUCAGGGGAGGCCUGGGUGCCUCACUACUUUGCCACUGGUGACCCCGUGGCCUCGUGCCUGCCGCACAGACCACAUGGCUCAGGAGACUUUUCUUCUCCUUUGGUGGGACCUCAACCCUGGCAGGGCCCAGGGCCUCCAAACUCAUGGGCGGCACGUGCCUCGGGGGCCCUGCCUUGAGGACGGUGGUGGCUGCGUGGCUGGGCAGCCUGUCCAGCCUCUGCGAGGACCCGCUCUCACUGGCAGACUCCGGCCGCGGAGGCCGGCACCCCGUCUGCCGCCAGGGCGCCUGAGAGCCUUCGCAUCUCCAACAGGCGCUGCCGCGCUGUGAGCAGGGCUGGAGCCCACCAAGUGCCCCCCACACUCUGCAGAGGGCCCCUCGGGAUGGGCUGGUUUCUGCAGCCCUGGGCACCCCCUUUCUGGAUCUUUCUGGUAUCAGGGGAUGGCUUUCUGGUGACAGCUGGGACGCCGGUCAGCAGGACAAAUUCGGGUCACGGAGGUGAUAACAUGUACAGUACCUUGUAAACA